Messenger RNA from Mycetomoellerius zeteki, 4294 nucleotides. RefSeq names its product DNA-binding protein Ewg (gene ewg). The transcript is spliced from 8 exons. Gene Ontology annotation, biological process: regulation of transcription by RNA polymerase II. Gene Ontology annotation, molecular function: DNA-binding transcription factor activity. NCBI's taxonomy places the organism in Eukaryota, Metazoa, Arthropoda, Insecta, Hymenoptera, Formicidae. The record is from RefSeq and is a predicted model, not a curated record. The coding region runs from base 630 to 2288 and encodes 552 amino acids.
GUUGGCGCUCUCCCGGAUCGCUGCUGCCGUUCGGUGGAUUUCAACGGGGAAACGGUGAGUGCUGGCGCGGUAGGCUUGUAAACUUGGCACGCGGACGAUCGGCGUUCGUUAUCGGGCGUGCGCGACGUCCUCGCCAUCCGCGAAAUCCGUGCAAUUUCGCAUCGUCUGCUCGGGUGGGCCUGCAUCGCGCAGACUCGCCCAAGAUGGCCGGUACCGUGUCCGCGUUUUGUUGUGGUGGUGGUGAUGGAGGUCCGCUCGGUGCCGAUCGAUACGCCCGCCGCCGAAUACCGGCCAUGGCGGCUACCGUUGUCGUUGCGCGUCACGCGUCCUGAGGUAAACGCAAGUCGGCAAGUGGCCUCGCGUUCGCCGCCGCAGGACCGGCCACGGUGACGGUGAUGAUAAGCGCGGGCGCGACCGCGUGCGCGGGGCGUGGUGCGAGAGCGUAGCCGAGGCGGUCGCCUCCCCGCAGACGCAAAGAGCCCUAAGCCCUCCCUUGAAUCCACUCCGCGGGAACACACCAAGGCUAAGGUGAUGUGAAGAAAAAAUUGAAACUGCCAAAUCGACGACAUCGCAACUUUCCACGGUGUGAUUACAAUAUUCAAGAUACCAAAACUGACAAACAGGUAAAGAUGGUGUCCAUGCAAGAUGCAGAGACUAGCACGAUGCGCAGGCUUUCAGACGACGACGACGAUGAUCCCAGUAGCGGGUCCGAAACCUACGAGGAAGGAGAUCUGCUUUCAGCUGCGAUGGAUGAUGAUGUUACAGCUCAACUAGCCGCAGCAGGUUGGCAAAUCAAACACAUUAAUGGACCUGUAGGCGUCGCUGCAGCGGCUGCCAUUGUGUCAGCCAAGAAGCGAAAACGACCUCACAGUUUUGAAACUAAUCCCAGUAUCAGAAAGAGACAACAAAACAGGCUUUUAAGAAAGCUUAGACAAACUAUUGACGAAUUUGCUACCCGAGUUGGACAACAAGCAGUAGUGCUAGUGGCUACGCCAGGCAAACCAAAUAGUAGUUACAAAGUCUUUGGAGCAAAGCCCUUAGAGGAUGUAGUUAAAAAUCUAAGGACCGUUAUCAUGGAGGAGCUGGAGAACGCACUUGCGCAACAAGCACCGCCGCCCGUGCAGGAUGAUCCGUCAUUAUUCGAAUUACCACCGCUUAUAAUCGACGGUAUACCAACUCCGGUCGAGAAGAUGACACAGGCGCAACUUAGAGCAUUCAUCCCGUUGAUGUUAAAGUAUUCUACAGGCAGAGGUAAACCUGGCUGGGGAAGAGAUAGUACGCGACCUCCUUGGUGGCCCAAAGAAUUACCUUGGGCUAAUGUCCGAAUGGAUGCGCGAACGGAAGACGAAAAACAAAAAUGCAAUCCAUUACAGAUCUCCUGGACUCAUGCGUUACGGCAAAUUGUAAUAAAUUGUUACAAAUAUCACGGAAGAGAAGAUCUUCUACCGGCGUUUAACGAAGAUGACGAAAAGUCUAAUACUCUAAUACAACAAGCGACGCCUCAUUCCUCGUCGCAUCCAUCAUCGAGCCAGACACAAAAUGGAGGACAGUCGCAACAGCAACAGACGGUGGGAGUUGUUCGUCUCAACAGCGCAGAUUCAUCUAAGGGAAACUCUUCGCCAGCACAAAUCAUUGCCGCGUCUCCCACAGCUCUUGCCACUGCCACUCAGAUGACAGCCCAAUAUCCGACAACUGUAUUGCAGACAAUAACCAAUCCAGAUGGUACAGUUUCUAUCAUACAGGUGGAUCCUAGCACACCGAUUAUUACGUUACCGGAUGGUACAACAGCUCAAGUUCAAGGAGUUGCUACUAUUCAUACGAGUCAAGGAGAUGUUCAGGCACUAGCGGAAGUAGCCGGUAGCACAGAAGGUGCUAGCGUGGCCGUCGAUUUGAACACCGUCACAGAAGCGACGUUAGGUCAAGACGGCCAGAUCAUCCUUACUGGAGAAGACGGACACGGAUAUCCUGUAUCAGUCUCAGGCGUAAUCACAGUGCCAGUGUCUGCCAGUAUGUAUCAAACUAUGGUGGCCAAUAUACAGAGCGAUGGUACGAUGCAGGUGGUAACGCCGAUGGUUCAAGUACCCAAGGUCGAAUCAGGAAACGGAGACACCACCAUCGAGGCUGUUACUAUACAAGGUCACCCCAUGACGAUGAUAAAUGCCGCCGGAGAACAUCAGGUUCUUCAAGUAAUAUCGUUAAAAGACGCCAACGUUCUGACAAAGACCAUGCAGGCCGAAGUUAAGGACGAGGACAGUCAACAACAACAAACUGUGUCUAGCCCAGAAUAAACACGUUAAGUGUAAUCUAGUUAAUCUAAAAGAAUCACUCCGUAUCACCUGUACAUGCUAUCAGUGCAUCACGGUGAUAUACGGAAAGGAUAAAUGUGUGAAAGAAUUAGUAACGAUUGGUGUUGUGUUUUCUUUUUCUCUUUGAGUCACUGUUCUGUGUAGCGUAUCUUGCUGAUUGCAUCGUCAUUGAACAGCGGUUAUAUUUGAAAAUAAGAAUGAAUGAGUGUGAAAUUGAUUGAAUUAAGAUUAGUCAUAUUUGUACUCAAGAUACAACAUAGACGCUUGAGAGUAUUCACUUGCAAUCCAAUUUUUCGGAUGUAGUAUUAAUUUUCAAAGAGGUCUAUUGUCGUAUCAGGUGAAUGCGUCUGUUUUCGAAGAUAAUUAUCUAUCGCACUGUUUACUGGAAAAUCGAUAAAUCACGGAUACUUGUGUGAUUUUCCAGUACUGCGUGAGUUAAGCACAUAUUUUCUAGUCUUAUAGCCAGGUUGAUACAUGGGAAUACACACCAAAGACUUAUUCUUUUAUUAAUUUGUUAAUAUUUUCUACGGAAACAAUUUAUAUGAAAAUGUUUAUACUUAAUUUCAUAAAUUAAUCAUGAAGCUCGAUUACUUCCACAAUGACAGCAGAAAUAAUUCAUUCAGUUUUGUUAACGACACAAGAUGAUCUUUUUUUAAAUUUAAUGAAGGCACACAAAGCUUCCCCACAGAUACCUAAAAGUAAAAACGAGAAAAACUACAAUUUUUUUGUUAUAUUCUUAAUGAAAUUGGUUUUCUAUAAAGAAAUUUAUUUUUAUGGGCAAAAACAAGGCACAUAGAGUCAAAUAAAUUGCAUGGUCAAUCUAUUAAAACAUUUGAGCUCGAAGUUCAGUCUGAUUAAAUCGUACGAGUCAAAAAAUUAUCAAGAUUUUCUUAUCACUGUAUAACAGUAUAUAUAAUAAUACAGACGUGGGCGUUUCUCAUGAGCGUUUCUUGACCACUUGGAAUUUCUUCUAAAUAGUCAAGAUAUGCAAAAAACAGGCUAUUAUAUAUAAUAUAUAAAGGAUCGCGAUAGUAGAAAUAAAGAAAAAAAAAAAGAGUUAAGCAUUUCUGACGGGUACAAAUAGAAUGUAAGAUGUAUGUUUUUUCAUAACUAAGAAAGCAUAAUAAUAUACAGACUACAGUUUGCAGUUUUAAUACGCACCAACGAAAGGCGUGUGUCCGUAAUCUUAUUUUACAAGAAUUAUAUUGCACUAUGUACUUGUUUCAAUUAGCGUAAUCAAUAACGAGUCAUUAUUUGAUUUUCACCAACGAAGAAAAAAAUGUAAUUAUAUUUGUAUGAAAGAUUAUUUUUAUGUGUUCUUGAUUUCGAAAAUUAUAGAAUUACAAUGUAUGUAUAUUAUUUUCGAAAGAGGAGGGUAUGCGAUUGUAAAAACCAGGAUUCACACACACAUACACACAUAUAUACUGUCCUUCAUUUCACUUGAAGGUAAUCAAAAGUAAUCGAUUCUAUUUUACACUAAAUAGUUGAACUGUGUCGUGGUAUUUAAAAUCAUCGCUCCCAUUUUUAUAUAAUAUAUUUAAAGUGACGAAAAGUGUAUUUUUUGCGUGCAAUCUUGUUUCAAUGUUGCGGUGACAAAUUGUAGAAUUAUCUUUACCUGAAAUAACUUUACUUUUUUAACUGUGCACUUCUAUUCUCUCGCCUUUUUUGUAUGUAAUCUACAUUACAUUUUACAUUACAUAUCUACGUUAUAUGUAGAAUGAUUAAAAUAAUGCUAUCCUUCAGUUGUAGUUGUUAUCCAAUUGUAAAUUGGAUAAUGCAUAGCAUGUUACAUGUAUUGCAAAGCAAUACUUCACUCCAAAGAUCGUAAUAUUGAAACAACAAAUUGCCCUUGAAAUCAUGUGUAAUAAUAUUAAAGAGAUUUUUAUAACAUUAUAGGGAAAAGUAGUUGAAAUUAGUGGUAAAUACUAUUAAAAGCGUAUCAUAAUGACUAGAUAAUAAUUGUUGCGUUUUUUUUUUUAAUAUCAGGG